UAUAGACAUUUUUAAAUCGUACAAUUUCGAUGCGCUUAUGGGUAUGAAGAGGAAGAUGACGUGGAAAUCGAUGAUCGUUUCGAGUUGUUACAAGGCGGAGUCCGACGACGGCGACCGGCACCGGGUUUCGAAGAAAGGUUUGUCGCAGAGGCUGUCGCUGUCGGACGCGAGUAACCCGAGCUCGCCCUUGUCGAUCGACGACCUCUCCAAUUCUCUCGUCGGACCCAAGCUUCAUGUUUUCUCAUUCGCCCAACUUCGAACCAUCACUCACAAUUUUGCCUCGUCGAAUUUGCUUGGAGAAGGCGGGUUCGGUCCGGUCUACAAAGGGUUUGUCGAUGAUAAGAUUAAACCGGGUUUGGAGGCUCAGCCGGUCGCCGUUAAAUUGCUCGACCUCCACGGAUCUCAAGGCCAUAAAGAAUGGCUGGCAGAGAUAAUAAUUUUGGGUCAAAUGAGGCAUCAAAAUUUGGUGAAACUUAUCGGUUAUUGCUGGGAAGAAGAGUACAGGCUUUUGGUUUAUGAGUAUAUGGCGAGACGCAGUUUAGAAAACCAGCUUUUUAGAAAGUAUUCAGCUGCUUUGCCUUGGUCAACCCGGAUGAAAAUCGCUUUAGAAGCUGCCAAAGGCCUUCAAUUCCUUCACGAAGCCGAUCCUCCCGUUAUAUUUAGAGAUUUCAAAACCUCCAAUAUUCUUCUCGAUUCUGAUUAUACGACGAAGCUGUCAGAUCUUGGGUUGGCUAAAGAUGGUGUUGACUGCAAAGACCAACCAGACAUGACUUGUAUUAUGGGCACUCGAGGCUAUGCCGCUCCCGAGUACGUCAAAUCCGGCCAUUUGACGACGAUGAGUGAUGUGUACAGUUACGGAGUUGUUUUGCUAGAGCUGCUGACGGGGAAGCCGUCGAUGGACCGAAACACGGGCGAGUUUCUAGUGGACUGGGUCAAGCCACUUCUAAAGGACUCAAAACGGCUCUGCCGAGUCAUGGACCCAAGGCUUGAGGGGCUGUACUCGGCCGAUGGCUCUCGUAAGGCUGCUGCCUUAGCUUAUAAAUGUCUCAGCCGCAACCCCAAGAGGCGACCACCAGCGACGGAAGUCGUUAACGUGUUGAAGUCCUUGCAGGACUUUAAUGACGUGUUUACGGCGCCGUUUGUGUACGUGGUGGAGGAUUGCUGCGUGGAGGAGGGGAAGAAGGAAAAUGGGCUUGGGCUUGCUGGGCUGGGCUGGAAAAACUGGAGGCCCAUAUCUGUAUGAUAUUAUAGAUUUAAAAGAAAUUAUUGGGAUAAAAUAAAUCCCUAUAAAAUCUAGUUAUUUUUAUUUUUAAUUUUUUUGUAAUUAAGCUUCUUCUUGAUAUUUGGUAGAAAUCAAGAGGUGGUGGGAAAAUGUUUAUGAGAAAUAUAUGGAAUACUUGUAC
Messenger RNA from Cucurbita pepo subsp. pepo (vegetable marrow), 1403 nucleotides. Its product is annotated as serine/threonine-protein kinase RIPK. Gene Ontology annotation, biological process: protein phosphorylation. The record is from RefSeq and is a predicted model, not a curated record. Lineage: Eukaryota; Viridiplantae; Streptophyta; Magnoliopsida; Cucurbitales; Cucurbitaceae. Gene Ontology annotation, molecular function: ATP binding; protein kinase activity.